Molecule: messenger RNA, 4773 nt
Organism: Bubalus bubalis (water buffalo)
Lineage: Eukaryota; Metazoa; Chordata; Mammalia; Artiodactyla; Bovidae
Gene: GPR155
Product: G protein-coupled receptor 155
Exons: 17
Coding region: 508-3117 (869 amino acids)
Biological process (GO): intracellular signal transduction; transmembrane transport
Cellular component (GO): membrane
Source: RefSeq, a predicted model, not a curated record
AGUUGACCUGGUCCCAGCUUACUAAGCCCCUCACUUUCUCGGAACGUGACUGAGCUGCUGUAGCCUGACCCCGGCAGCCGGCAGCUCUCUGUUAGGCGGGCUGUGGGUGGGAAAUGACGGUGAUUUCCUCCCUGCUUGGUCCACCUCGAGCAUCGACUCCCUUCUCCCGCGGCCCCAGGGCUGCAGACGUAGCAGAUCUUCUGCAGGCUGGAAAGGACCUUCCUGUCCAUUGUGACUCCUUGAUGUAGCCCUGAGAACUUCUGAAAUUUCUGGACAAUUUGGCUGCAGUGGACAUUCAGCAGAGACUCUGUGGGCCCCAUGCUCUUAUCCACCAGGCGGAGCUUGAGUCUGGAUCACUGGAGAGAACCACAGGGCAUCAUUGCAGCUGUGAUAUUUGUGGAUGUUAUUUUACUCGUAUCUUUUACUGAAUAUAAGACAUAAAUAUUUUGAGCUGACUCACCUUUGAGAGUCAAGAGAGCUCUGGUUGGAGUUGGAAGGUGAAAGAAAAUGAAUUCUUUUUCCGAUAUACCUGCCAAGAACUUAACCCUUGCAGUCAAUAUGACCAAGACUUUGUCCUCACCAGUUACACAUGGAUUUAAUUCCACUAAUGACCCACCUUCAAUGUCAAUAACAAGGCUUUUUCCAGCCUUACUAGAAUGCUUUGGCAUAGUCCUUUGUGGCUACAUAGCAGGAAGGGCCAAUGUUAUAACAUCAACACAAGCAAAAGGACUGGGAAAUUUUGUCUCCAGAUUUGCACUUCCAGCUUUACUAUUCAAAAACAUGGUCGUACUUAAUUUUUCUAAUGUGGAUUGGUCUUUUCUAUACAGUAUCUUAAUUGCCAAAGCUUCUGUAUUUUUCGUUGUAUGUAUAUUAACGUUAUUGGUUGCCAGUCCCGAUAGUCGAUUUAGCAAAGCCGGACUAUUUCCUAUUUUUGCUACACAAAGUAAUGACUUUGCAUUGGGAUAUCCUAUAGUUGAAGCUUUAUAUCAAACAACAUACCCAGAAUAUCUCCAGUACAUUUACUUAGUGGCACCAAUAUCUCUAAUGAUGUUAAACCCUAUAGGAUUUAUCUUCUGUGAAAUUCAGAAAUGGAAAGACACUCAGAAUGCUUCUCAAAACAAAGUGAAAAUUUUGGGACUUGGACUUUUGCGUGUGUUACAGAACCCAAUAGUAUUUAUGGUCUUCAUUGGCAUUGCCUUCAAUUUUAUUCUUGAUCAAAAGGUGCCUGAAUAUAUGGAAAAUUUUCUUGAUGGACUUGCAAAUUCUUUUUCUGGAUCAGCUCUAUUUUAUCUUGGUCUUACAAUGGUAGGAAAAAUAAAGAAACUAAAGAAGUCAGCAUUUGUUGUACUAAUUCUUCUCAUCACAGCUAAACUCCUGGUGCUGCCACUUCUAUGCAGAGAAAUGGUGGAACUCUUGGACAAGGACGACAGUGUAGUAAACCACACAAGUUUGUCAAAUUACGCGUUUUUGUAUGGUGUCUUUCCUGUAGCACCAGGAGUGGCUAUCUUUGCAACACAGUUCAACAUGGAAGUAGAGAUUAUAACCUCAGGGAUGGUAAUAAGCACGUUUGUGUCUGCACCGAUCAUGUACGUUUCUGCCUGGUUACUGACUUUUCCCACCAUGGACCCUAAGCCACUGGCAUAUGCCAUCCAGAAUGUUAGUUUUGAUAUAAGUAUUAUCAGCCUGGUCUCCUUGAUCUGGUCUUUGGCUAUUCUUCUUUUGAGCAAGAAAUAUAAACAGCUUCCUCAUAUGCUUACAACUAAUUUACUCAUCGCUCAGUCUGUUGUCUGUGCUGGAAUGAUGAUAUGGAAUUUUGUUAAAGAAAAAAAUUUUGUUGGACAAAUUCUGGUGUUUGUCUUAUUGUACAGCUCCCUCUAUAGCACCUACCUGUGGACAGGCCUUCUAGCAAUUUCUUUAUUUCUUUUGAAAAAGAGAGAAAGGGUACAAAUUCCUGUUGGAAUCAUCAUAAUAUCUGGCUGGGGGAUUCCUGCUCUCCUUGUUGGUGUUCUUUUGGUAACUGGAAAACAUAAUGGAGAAAGCAUUGACUCAGCCUUCUUUUAUGGAAAAGAGCAGAUGAUCAUCACAGCAGUUACCCUGUUCUGCAGCAUUGUGAUAGCUGGCAUAUCACUCAUGUGUAUGAACCGCACCUCCCAAGCAGGACGCUAUGAAGGUUUCGACCAGUCUCAGGACCGCAAAGCAGCAGAGCCGGCAAACACUGCUUUCGAGGACAGUCCAGCGCCAGUAAAUGAACCUGAAUCUUUUACAAGUUCUGUCCCAGAAACAAGUUGCUGCUCCUGCUCUAUGGGAAAUGGUGAAUUACGCUGCCCAUCUACGGAGCCAGUAGCAGACAUAACCACCAGUGGGUCUGUGACUCCUUCAUUUGAGAAAAAUGAACAUUGUGUGAGUCGCUGUAACUCCCAGAGCUGCAUAUUAGCCCAGGAAGAGGAGCAGUAUCUACACAGUGGAGACCAGCAACUGACUCGACAUGUGUUGCUGUGUUUACUUCUCAUUAUUGGCCUGUUUGCUAAUCUUUCCAGUUGUUUAUGGUGGCUAUUCAACCAAGAGCCUGGGAGACUAUAUGUUGAGUUACAGUUUUUCUGCGCUGUGUUUAACUUUGGCCAGGGGUUUAUUUCCUUUGGCAUCUUUGGAUUGGACAAACAUUUAAUCAUCCUACCUUUCAAAAGAAGACUUGAAUUCCUAUGGAACAGUAAAGAAACAGCAGAAAACAAGGAUUCUUCUGUUCCUGAGGAAAUAAAAAUGACCUGUCAACAAUUUAUCCAUUAUCACCGUGACCUCUGUAUCCAAAACAUUGUGAAGGAAAGAAGGUGUGGUGCAAGGACUUCUGCCGGGACCUUCUGUGGCUGUGACUUGGUGAACUGGCUCAUUGAAGUCGGCCUCGCCUCUGACCGUGGUGAAGCUGUGAUAUAUGGAGAUAGACUGGUGCAAGGGGGAGUCAUCCAGCAUAUCACCAAUGAAUAUGAAUUUCGGGAUGAGUACUUGUUUUAUAGAUUUCUUCAAAAGAGCCCUAAACAGAGUCCUCCCACUAUUAAUGCAGACAUUCCCCAGCAGGAAAGAUACAAAGAAAUUGAGCAUUCAUCCCCAUCCCCUGAGACUUAAGUUAUGAAGGAGACAAGCCCACAUGGAGUCAUACUUUAGUCUCAGAUCUGUUACUUAUUAGCUGUGGGACCUUUGGCAAAUCACCACGUUUCUGACCCUCAGUUGCCUCUUCUGUAAAAUUUGACAUGUUCCCACUCCAUGCUAAUAUUCUGUGAUUUUACGUGUAUGUGUAACACACAGAAAACUGACUUAGAAAAAAGAGAACCAAAUCAAAAUUUAAAGUUCUGAUAAUGAAUACAGUAAUUACUAUGUCAACAUUUUAAAACAUUGCUUCCUCCAACUGUGUGCUGUAAUUUCAAAAUCAACAUCCAAUUUACUAUUCUUUUAAAUUGCCAAAUUUGGCAGGUGUGCUGCUGGGGGGAUAUGGUCCUUAAAUUAUGACCAUUUUGCACUUAUUGAUAGCAUUUCCUAAAAAAAGUUUAAUGAUUGUAAUGAGAGGCCUUCUUAUUCUAUUUUUCCCCUUUCCUCGACAAAUAGUACUCAUUAAAAACUAGAAGCACUUUUUUUUUAAGGUUCAUCUUCUCUUGCUUUGCUAUCCAAAAUAGUAAUCUGUGCCAUUAGGAGGGGAAUAAAAACCUCCAUAAAUAUUAUUAUCUCUAAAAUGCAUCAACAGAAGUGUAGUCUAAUCUUUAACUUUUGUACUAAAAAUAAUAAUUUGAGCAGAUGCAUUUAAAUUUGCCAACAAAAUUAUUGCCAUGUGAUAUGUCAUUUCCGGUGUUUGCACAAAGCAUCUCAGAGCAGAAGGAUAACCCUAUACCUUUUCCCUGCAGUUAAAAACAAGAGAAACUAUGUAAUUCAAGUCAAGAUUUUAAAAUUCUUUACUAACAUCCUACUGUUACAUGUACAAUUUAGUUUUAAAUAUCCAUGUAUAAAAAUUUAUACAUUUGAAAAUUAUUAAAUGUUGCCCUCAGAUAAGCUUUACCUUCAGUCAAUUAAAGAGACAUCUAUUCGCAUGACCUUUGAACCUCUACUUAACUGUUAGGUGUCAGUACUGGUUUAACUUAUUGAAAACUGUUUCAAAUAUUUAUUUGUCUCAUACUUUUUAGUGUCAUAUGUAAAGGCCAUUUAGAAAAUAAUUUAUAGGGUUAAAUCACUGCCCUUUUAAUGCAACAAAAUGUAACAAAAAAAAAAAAAGCAAAAAAAAAAAACAAACCCUGCAUGGAAGCCUAGGGUAUUUAACGAGUAAAUUACACAUUAAUGUGUAGUAUUAAUCUAUACCAAUUUUAAGUUUAAUAAGGGAAUGGGGUUUUCAGCAGAACUGUCUUGCUACAUAACUUUUUUUUUUAAUGACCACAUAAUAACUCUCAGAAUGCUCAGGAGUAAGCAUAAAGCCUCACUGCUGUACAAGGAGACUUAUAGCAAUAAAGAUACUAAUUCAUAUGCAUGCAAGCAACACAAACUCAAGUGGGGAAUUUGUUUUGCUUGUGAACAAGUCAUAUUACACAUAUUAUUUGCAUGAAGGGAAUUGGAAGCAUCUUUUUCCAUGGAAGCACUAAAAGAAAACCCUGACUCAGAAAGAUCUGCAGUUUCAGAUAAUGGAAGUUUUUAAGAGAUGUUUUUAGAAUUAAGGAUAUGCUAGUUUUAUUAAAUAAAAAUAUUUGUAACUUUUACUUGCUCACUGACAGAGCAAGUUUCUCAAUAAAAUACCUAUUUUAA